AUGGACAAGGUAUCCAUCGAAAAGGCCCUCGUCAAGGCCCGCGAGCUGGUCUCGUCGCUCGAGUCGUUUGAUGGCACCACGGCCCAGCAUUACGAGCUCCUCGGCCGCGUCGACGGCGUGCGUGAUUCCCUCGAGCAGCCCUACGACAAGGGCAUCCAUUGGUUCGAGGGCACCACAGUCUCGGCUGCCCUCAACAUCCUCGUCCGCAUCGGCGCAUACAAGCACAUUCCCACCGAUGGAAGCAGCAUCACCGCCGCCGACCUGGCCGCCAAAUGCGGCGUCGACACCUCCGUCACGUCGCGUGUGCUCCACGUCACCGUCAACAAGGGUAUCUUUGAGGAGACGGGACCGGGCGAGUACAAGCACAAUGAGCUGUCGCUCGCCUAUGGGCCCGAUUUCCUGGGCGGCUUCCUCGACGUUUGCAAUGAACUGACAAAGGCGUGGAUCUGUCUGCCCGAUUAUUUCAAAACCCACACGCCAGAGGACCUUUACGACCCCAAGAAGACGCCUGUCGCCUUCGCCAACGGCCGCGAGGGGAAGACGUACUACGAGGUCAUCGGCGAGGACCCGGAGCGCCGUCGUCUGUGGAACCUCACCAUGGAGAACAUGCAGAAGAACUUCCCAAUCAUCGGCAUGUUUCCCUUCAAAGAUCUGGAGCCCCUGGUCAAGGCCGAGUCGGAGAGGCCCAUCCUCAUCGAUGUCGCUGGAGGCAGGGGCCAGGCCCUGAAGGCUAUCCGGAACCACUGCGGUGACGUCUUUGACGGCAGAUUGAUCCUGCAGGAUCUGCCCAUUGUUAUUGACAGUCUGAACCCCGAGGAUCUUCCGGGUGUUCAGCUCAUGGCCCAGGACAUUUUUAUCCCUCAGGCUGUAAAGAACUCAGAUGCUCAUGUAUACUUCCUCCGCCGUAUCCUUCACGAUUACUACGACCCCGCAGUUGUUGAGAUCCUCAAGAACACAGCCUCGGCCAUGGGACCCGACUCCCGCCUCGUCAUCUGCGACAUGCUUCUCCCCGACAGGACCAAGGUGGGCGGCAACAUGACGCUCUGGUGGCUGGACCUGUCCCUCUUAGGAAUCGGAGGCAAGGAGCGCUCCAUGUCCGACUUUGAAAGGGUGCUUGAUGCCUCGGGCCUUGAGCUGAUCAAGCUGUACAAGGAUGGGAGCAGUGAUGUUGUCAUGCUGGAGACGAGGCUGAAGAGGGAUGGUGGUGCGAAAUGA
Geosmithia morbida is the source of this 1215-nucleotide messenger RNA. Its product is annotated as O-methyltransferase. NCBI's taxonomy places the organism in Eukaryota, Fungi, Ascomycota, Sordariomycetes, Hypocreales, Bionectriaceae. Gene Ontology annotation, molecular function: O-methyltransferase activity. Bases 1 to 1215 code for a protein of 404 amino acids. The transcript has 2 exons. The record is from RefSeq and is a predicted model, not a curated record.